This is a messenger RNA of Musa acuminata subsp. malaccensis (wild Malaysian banana), 573 nucleotides long. RefSeq names its product MADS-box transcription factor 47-like. Gene Ontology annotation, biological process: regulation of transcription by RNA polymerase II. Lineage: Eukaryota; Viridiplantae; Streptophyta; Magnoliopsida; Zingiberales; Musaceae. The record is from RefSeq and is a predicted model, not a curated record. Gene Ontology annotation, molecular function: protein dimerization activity; RNA polymerase II cis-regulatory region sequence-specific DNA binding; DNA-binding transcription factor activity, RNA polymerase II-specific.
AUGCCGGAGAGUGCCAUCAUAAAAACCCCCAUUGGCUUCGACGUUUCCGCAGACCUGCUUUCAAGAAGUCAUAGGUUCUUGAUGUCUCCGGAGUCGUCUUCCUCGUCGUCGAAGAAGAAACGGAGGAAUCUGGAGAUGAGGGUUGUAGAGAAUGCUAAACGAAGACGCGUCACCUUCGCCAAGAGGCGCCAAGGCCUCUUCUCCAAGGCGGAGGAACUCGGCGCCGUCUGCAGCUCCGACGUCGCCGUCGUCGCCUUUACCUCCUGCGGUAAGGCCUUCUCCUUUGGCGAUGACGCCAUCCGUCGCUACCUCCGCCUGGCGCGAGAACACGAUGGCAAUCAAGAUGGCAGGGAGGAGUGUGGCUCGGUGAAGGCGACGGGGAUGGAAGAUCCCGUCCGAAGACUGAGAUUUCUUGAGGAGCUCCGGCGUAAAGCAAUUGCUCGCGCCGAGGACCUGGCGCAAGCGCGGGCUGAGGCUACCGCGGCCAGCAGCAAAAUGUGGAAAGAGGAAGAGGUGGUUCUAAACACUGUUCUCAAUCCUGAUGGCAUGUCAUUCUCUGUUGAAGUGGUCUGA